AGACUAGUAGUGUCAGUAUCCUUUUCUCCUUCACAUAAUUGCGCCCCCAAAUUAUACUGAGACUCUGAGACUAUGGCGGCUCCGAACAAGGAUGGCGUGCUAUUGGAUUUCUCUCCAAUGCUUAUAGUCUACACCGACGGCCGCGUCGACCGGAUCGCUAACUUUCCUUAUGUUCCUCCAUCGCCGGAAGACCCAUCCGCCGCUGUCUCCUCCAAAGACGUCACCAUCUCUCCUCAUAUCUCCGCCAGAAUCUACCUCCCAAAGCUCGCCGCCGCUGACCAAAAACUCCCCAUCUUAGUCUGGUUCCACGGCGGUGGAUUUUGCAUCGAAUCCGCCUUUUCCUCCCUCUACCACCGCUACCUCAACAUUCUAGCCUCGGAGGCCCAAGCCGUCGCCGUCUCCGUCGAGUACCGGCUCGCGCCGGAGAACCCCUUGCCGGCCGCGUAUGAGGAUUGUUGGGAAGCUCUACAGUGGGUCGCUUCUCACGCGCACCCGGAGAAAAUCGGCGUAAAAGAACCAUGGUUAGUUAACCAUGGUAACUUCGAUAAGAUUCUCAUCGGCGGCGAUAGCGCCGGCGGUAAUAUAGUCCACAACACCCUGAUUAGAGCUGGAAAAAUCGGAGAAGUGAAGAUCUCGGGUGCGAUUCUAUCUUACCCAUACUUCUGGGGCUCAUUCGAAGCCAACACUGAAUCUUUAGCCAGAAGGGUCUGGGGUUUCGUUUACCCGACAGCUCCAGAUGGAAUCGACAAUCCCCUGAUUAAUCCAUUUGUGGAGAAUGGUCCGAAGCUGUCUGGGUUGGGUUGUUCGAGGAUGUUUGUCUGUGUGGGAGAGAAAGAUGCGCUGAAAGGAGUGGGAAUUCGAUAUGUUGAGGCAGUGAAGAAAAGUGGGUGGGAAGGAGAAAUUGAGGUGAUUGAUGUUGAAGGAGAGGAUCAUGUGUUUGACAUCUUCGAUCCUUAUUCAGAGAAAGCCAAACAUCUCAUUGCCCGCAUUGCUUCUUUCAUCCAGCGUUGAUUUUACUCUGCAGAUGUUUAAUGUCAUGUUCAGACUUUAUUAUUAUCGAAAUAAAAUUGGUGUUCAAUUGUAUUCUGUUUAAUAGUGUUAUUAAGUGUUCAAACCACAAAACAAGAAUCAUAAAAUAAAGUUCUCUUAUAUUUAUGUUUAUGUAUUAAGAGUAAUAAAGAAUACAUUUGUGUUGUU
Molecule: messenger RNA, 1197 nt
Organism: Ipomoea nil (Japanese morning glory)
Lineage: Eukaryota; Viridiplantae; Streptophyta; Magnoliopsida; Solanales; Convolvulaceae
Product: 2-hydroxyisoflavanone dehydratase-like
Exons: 1
Coding region: 73-1011 (312 amino acids)
Molecular function (GO): hydrolase activity
Source: RefSeq, a predicted model, not a curated record